This is a messenger RNA of Parascedosporium putredinis, 1410 nucleotides long. The record is from the annotation of a GenBank genome assembly. Lineage: Eukaryota; Fungi; Ascomycota; Sordariomycetes; Microascales; Microascaceae.
AUGGCUCGCCCUCCUCCUUCGCCGCACAAGCCGCGACGCCGGCCCAGGCUCGACCAGGGCAAGCUAUCCAAAUCGGAGGCUUUGGUUCGCGCCCCGGCGUUUCCUCUGGCGUCUUUCCUGUGGCCGGCUAGAAGUUCGGUAUCGCAAUGGGAGGUGCUUCCGCUCAUCCUCAUGGUUGCUGGUCUGUUUAGGUGGGCGGCAGGCCUCUGGGGAUAUUCCGGAUUUCACCGGCCUCCCCUCUUUGGCGACUACGAAGCUCAGCGACACUGGAUGGAGAUCACGGCACACCUCCCUAUUUCGCACUGGAUCUGCGGAAAGAUUGGCAACAUAAUCAACCCAGCGUGGUUCGCCCUCUUCACCUCGAGGGGAUCGGACGACCCGACCCUCAAGAUCUUCAUGCGCGCGACCGUCAUCGUAUCGGAAUACCUCAUAUUCAUCCCCGCCACUGUUAUUUUCGUUCGUCGCUAUAGCAGGCUGAAUGGCGUUUCCGCGUGGAGCAUGUCCUUGGCGCUUACCGCCUUCCUGAUGCAGCCGGCCACCAUCCUCAUCGACCACGUUCACUUCCAGUACAAUACCGUCAUGCUCGGGUUUGUGCUCGCCAGCAUGUCGAGCCUCCUUGCCGAGCGCUACAUGUGGGCGGCGGUGUUUUUCGUGGCCGCCCUUGGGUUCAAGCAGAUGGCGUUGUACUACGCCUUUGCUAUCUUCAGCUACCUACUCGGCAGCUGUGUGACCCCCAUGGUACACCGCGUCUUCCCCUUUGCGCGCGGUCUCUUCGAGGACAAGGUUGCCAACUUUUGGUGCAUCCCUCGUGACGACCCUCGCCGCCAUCAUCCCCCGAACCUCAUCCUGUUUCUCCGUCCGAAUAAGACGCUCCUCCCUCUCGGCUUCGCCGCUACCGCCUGGGGCUUCUUCCUCUUCAGCUACCAGGUCCACGAGAAGAGCGUGCUCCUCCCGCUGAUGCCGAUGACGCUCCUCUUGGCCGGCAAGCACGGCAUGUCCAAGGACACGCGCGCCUGGGUCGGCUUCGCCAACAUCCUGGGUUGCUGGACCAUGUACCCCCUUCUCUCGCGCGUGGACCUCCGCGUCCCCUACGCCGUGCUCACUUUCCUGUGGGCCUACCUCCUCGGCCUGCCACCCACCUCGGUCGGCGUCUACUUCUCCGACCUCCCCCAGUCGGCGUGGCUCAAGUGGGGGACUCGCAUUACACACCUGGCCUUUUACGCCGCUAUGGCGGUCUGGCACGCCGUCAACGCCUUUGUGCAGACGCCGCCGUCCAAGCCCGACCUGUGGGUAGUAGCAAAUGUUGGCAUCGGCGCCGCGGGGUUCUUGAUUUGCUACGUUUGGUGUGUGGCAAGGUUGGCCGUCGACAGCGGGCUGUUGAAUAAGACUCCCAAAACGAAGACACAAUAA